This is a messenger RNA of Athalia rosae (coleseed sawfly), 3956 nucleotides long. RefSeq lists its product as uncharacterized. The coding region runs from base 2922 to 3794 and encodes 290 amino acids. The transcript is spliced from 3 exons. The record is from RefSeq and is a predicted model, not a curated record. NCBI's taxonomy places the organism in Eukaryota, Metazoa, Arthropoda, Insecta, Hymenoptera, Athaliidae.
UUCAGUGUUAUUUUCUCAUAAUAAUAAUCAAUAUAAUAAUAAUGAUAGUAAUAAUAUUUAUUAUAACUCAUCGAUCGAAAAACAAAUCAAUUUAUUAUAAAUUAUCGAAGAAGGCCAGUUAAAUAAGCUCACGCAUUCAUACCUCAUUCAUACAUAAAUAAAUAAAAUAAAAACCGUCGCAGGUAAGUCAUAUAACCCUUUGUCCUUAUAAAGAAAAAGAUCGACUGGGCAUUGAUAUAAAAUUGUAUAAAUAAAAUAAUCGUGUCUCUUGGGGAUGUUACUCCUUGUUAAACUCCUUUCGUUACCUUACAGUUUCGUUCUACUUUUCAGGCACGUAGAUCGAAUUUGAAUGGAGACUCCAGUAUUAAGUAUUUUUUGACCUUUCGAUGGUCAUAACUGUCGUUGUGGUUUUUUGCUCGAUAUUCGAAAAUGAGUCAUCAGACGCGGAAUACUCCAAGCUUUCGAACCUUUUUUGAAUUUCUGCUCUAUCAUUUUUUUCUUCGUAGUUAUAAACCUCCAAACUGAGGGUUCUAACCUUUACGGCCCGACAGUAGUACGUUGAACGACGUGAAAACAGCCGCUAGUCGAGUGGGUAAGCACUGCAUUGUAACAGCUGUUUUUGUAGUCAACUCAGGGGAGUUAUAAGUACUAUAUUAAUUAAUGUAUCCUUGUAGGGCCGCACCUGAAUACUCGCUCAUGUCAGUGAAAAGUUGUUAGCAUCACUUUUGUCAUAGCUAGGUUACCGCUACAGAAGCGCAUAGUCACUAAAGGUUUUUUCUUCUGUAGUACAGAAUUCAAUUCGAUACCAACAAGAACACGCUCCUCAAUACUAAUAAAAACAUGAACGGAUAAGCAUUACUAGAAUACUUGCCUUACGUACUUGUCAAUAAAAACUGAUAAGGGAACGUUCAACUCCAAUUACAACCUAUUGACAUAAUUUAUUCAUACAUGAAGAACGAUUACAACAAAGAGCUGCCUCAAGCUAUCUGAUAAUCCACACCUAUAAAACAGCUAGAAGAGAGGCACGAUAAACAAAUAAAAAAUAACAGCCCCUGUCCUUAAAGCGCCCAUGUUAAGACCUAAUAUUUAAGUAUCCACCCACUGACUCACCUCCGAUGGUUUGGCCGAUUGAAAUAUCUGCGAUGCCUGCACAGAAAUUGCAAUACAUUUGUCUCGUUGGACCUGCUUAUCAUGCAGAGAAGUUUGUGUGGACAUAUACUUUCAGGCUGCCACGAAUCCAGCGAAAAAAUAAAACCUAUUGAGAUGUAGUUAGCUACUUGGUUCGUAACAAUAUAUCAUUACUUGAUGUUUAUUCUGUCAGUGCAAAGCAAACGCAAAGUCUAUCAAUAGUUGAUUUGAGUUUCUUCAAGUCCCGUAAUGAGCGACAACAAUCACAGCUAAGGAAUAGUCCUGAAAAACGAAGGAAGAAGAGAAGAAAUAGGAUGAAGCAAUGCUCACCAGGGUCUGAACAUCAUCAUUAAUAGUUUCGUAGAAUUUUUUUUUUUUAUCGGAAACGAAUGACUGUUAUCGAGAAAUCGCCUGUUUUACAAUGUUGUGUUGAGACUUUACUUUGCGCAACUUCUCCGCCGAUUCAUCUUUGAAGCCACCGUAGAAGGCUGUACAGCCUACGUUGUAACACCAUUCCACCGAUUGUAAUUUGCCAGCUCAUUUGGGAAUAGCAAAUCUUACUCGGAAUCCGUUGACCUGCCAGCCCUGUAAUAAUAUGAUUAUUAACAAUAAAAAUAAACAUAUAAUAAUAACACCGAUAAUAUGAAUAUAAUAAUAAUGAUCAUAAAAAAAACAUAAUAACAAAAAAAACAAAAAAUAUAAUAUUAUCAACAAUAAUAAUAGCAAUAGUAGUAAUAAUAAUGAUAAAAAGAAUAAUGAUAGUAAGAUUAUACAACAAAUUCAUGUAGCUUACCCUCUACAAAAAGUGAAGAGGAAUGUAGAAGAGCCCAACACAACCAAGAAUAGUAGAAAACAAUGCCGUCGAAGAAACGACUCUUCCUACGUCAUUUUCGAACAAUUUCUCGACACAGAGUCUGACAACAAUCCUUAAUAAAAUUCCAUUGUUGAAAUUGUUUGCGGAAUUUUCUUAAUUUUCCGAAAGCGUUAAAUGUAGAUGACAGCGUUCACAAACAUAGCGGAGCGCGGGAGUACGAAACGAUUAGGAAUAAGAUCCCGCUCUAUCGAAAUUCAAUAUAUCAUGGUUCACUCAACGACGGAUUAAUUUCGUAACUGAGGUUACAGCGUGCAUUUUAAGAUUACGUUGUUUUUGAUGAAGUUUUAAUAAAUUUCAGAGUUAGAGUCGUAAUAGUAUAACCCACAAGCUAUAAAUCGUGACAAGUGCAUCUGCAUUAGUAAGGGAUCAGCUUAGCUAGGUCACGUGCGUAUUAUUUAAUAAUUAGGUGUGGUAGGAUAGAUAAGUUAGUUGGGUUAGGACGUCUUCUAUCUCCAGAAAUCUCACGAUUUUCGAAAAGGCUGCUCUGAGCGCCAUAAUCUGCUGCUGACACAAUCAUAUUAGUUGUUGCUUUGCAUACAACACUACUGCUUUACGCAGAUAUGUUAGAGUAAUAUGUAUUCAUCGUACUCUGUAUAAUGUAUAGAUAUAUGUAUGCUUAUUGUCGAAUAUUUAUCGUCAACUGCUUGUGCGCCCUCUAUAUGUCGCUCAUGUACCACGCGUCUCCUACUGUCAGAGUUAGUGUCCUCGCAACCGCCAAGUACGACGGUUUGCUUGAUUGUAUUUUUCCUUUUAUAUUUCAUUAAACGUUAUUAUAUAAUUAAACCUAUGUUUAUUUAUUAUAUAACCUUAUUAAGAUAAUUUUCUGCUUUACGCGCAAUACCAAGAGAUAGUGGCCUUCAAACUAAUAGAACGAUUAGCAUAUUUGCAAUCAUGAUCGGUACGCAGAUACCAGUUGUUAAUGACGGGUUCAUUGAAUGUCAUCCAAUCUGGCGAAUGGCUAUAUGAUGAUCAUAUAGAUCAUUUCUCAUUGUUUCUGAAAAACUCCACAGAAUAUGCACCCCAGGAGACAUGGCGGGUACAGAUGGCAGAUACGAUAGAACCUGUUUCGCCUACCGUCAAGCACGUUCAAAUUUUGCACAGUGGCACGCACGGAGGGCAACACUGGAAUACUUUACAAUUUCCUACGGUUCAGCGGCAGCCUAAUGGGUCUGAUUGUGGGGUAUUUGGGAUUGUUGUUGCUAUUUCGCUUAUAAAUGGGAAAAAACCUGACCAGUUUCCAUGCGUGGAAGAAAUAAAUAGCGCUUCUGCAGUGAGAGGCAUUUCUUCUCCUAAGCCUCAAAUGCGACGUGAAAAAAUACAAACUAAAAAUUCACCCCCGCAAACCAAAAAGCAUCGCACCUCAAGUUGCAACCGAUUGACAAAUGAGGUUAGCCAAAAUAAAAACCUGCGGGAAAAUUCGCAAAACGGCGCAAAAAAAGGACGUGCUGAAGUUCCCAACCAAUCAGCAAAAGAAGUCAACAAACGGACUGAAUCGUUAUCGGUAACUGUUUUUCCCGUUUUCAAUCAUGAUGACAAUCAGGUAGUCAAUGAUGCGACUUGUCUCACAACACAAGUUUCUUCUGUUUAUAAAAACAGAGGGUGUAUAUCUCUUGAAAAUCGAAAGAGCGCGUUUCGCCCCACACCGCAUUUGGAUACUACAUCCAAAGACAUAAUAACAUCAGGUUGGUGGUUGACUGACCUGCACAUGGAUCAUUUUAGUCAUAUCGUCAAAAAAUGUUCGUCAUAUUGUAGGAUAAAUAUAGAAUUAAUCCCUAUCGUAAGUGUAAUGUAAGUGUAAUGUAAGUGUAAUGUAAGUGUAAUGUAAGUGUAUGUCGAGGAUCGCUAAUCCUCAGCGUAUGACCCGAUGGUCAGUUGACUGCCGAACGACGUCCAUACCUGUCCAUGUUAAAAUAAAAUAAAUCUUGGGAACCUUAUAGACAAAUUAUUUAUUUAA